Messenger RNA from Chaetura pelagica (chimney swift), 1724 nucleotides. RefSeq names its product solute carrier family 41, member 3 (gene SLC41A3). Bases 354 to 1724 code for a protein of 456 amino acids. Gene Ontology annotation, molecular function: monoatomic cation transmembrane transporter activity. The record is from RefSeq and is a predicted model, not a curated record. Gene Ontology annotation, cellular component: plasma membrane. Lineage: Eukaryota; Metazoa; Chordata; Aves; Apodiformes; Apodidae. The transcript is spliced from 11 exons. Gene Ontology annotation, biological process: monoatomic cation transport.
GAGGUGGUGGGAGCUGAAUGGGGUGUGAGCUCGUUUCUAUUCGUCCACAUACACCUCUGCAAUAUUUUUUUCUCUUUUUUCAUUCCCCCCUGGAUAUAACUUGGAGAAAUAGUGUCCGUCAAGUUUGCUGCCACCUGGGCUCAACACAGCUGAAUCAAUUUUGGAGGAAACCGUUGCUGCAACCCUCUGGUCGUGCUCCUAGGAGGAGAAGAAGCUGAAGCAAUUUGGCAUCAUUGCUAUAGUUUCAGGAAAAAACUUUUCUUCUGACUUUAGAGACAGUUACCAGGAGCAUCUGUCUGAUGUCUUAAUCUCCCUCCAUUUCCCUGAUGAGCAUGGGGUAAUGGUGUUUGACCAUGGUGGUCACCCAGUUACAAUUAGAACUGUGCUUCCACGGCAAGAAACUGAGAGGUUUCACCUGCAAGUUGACCAGGUCAGCCAGUGGAUUUCUUCCAGAGACUUCAUUCUCCAUUGCUUCUCAGAUUUUUGUGCCAUUCCUUCUGGCUGGUUUGGGCAUGGUAGCUGCUGGCCUCUUGAUGGAUGUUGUUCAACACUGGGAUGUGUUUCGGACAAUUACAGAAGUUUUCAUCCUGGUUCCUGCCUUGGUUGGCCUAAAGGGUAAUCUUGAGAUGACACUGGCAUCCAGGCUCUCUACAGCUGCUAACACUGGACAGAUGGAUGAUGCCCAGAAGCAAUGGAAAAUGGCCACCUGCAAUUUAGCCCUUAUCCAGGUCCAGGCCACUGUGGUGGGACUUCUGGCUGCCAUUGCUGCUGUGAUCCUGGGAGCCAUCUCCAAGGGCUCUGUGGAGCUGAGCCAGGCUGCUGUGCUGUGUGCCAGCAGUGUCACCACAGCCUUCAUAGCGGCGCUUUCUCUCGGUCUGGUGAUGAUUGGUGUGAUCAUCGGAGCAAGGAAAGUUGGGAUCAAUCCAGACAAUGUUGCCACACCCAUAGCAGCAAGCCUUGGAGACUUGAUAACCCUUUCCCUGCUGGCAGGAAUCAGCAGCACACUCUUCAAAUACAUAGAACUGGAAUAUAUGAAAUACCUUUCUCCUCUGAUCUGUGCUGUCUUCAUUCUCAUGAUCCCUCUCUGGGUUGCUAUUGCCAAGCAAAGUCCUUCCCUUGCUGAAGUCCUGAAAUCUGGAUGGCAGCCAGUCAUUGUCGCAAUGAGCAUCAGCAGCAUUGGUGGGCUUAUCUUGGACAAAACUGUAACUGACCCAAACUUUGAAGGCAUGGCAGUUUUCACACCGGUGAUUAAUGGUGUUGGAGGGAAUCUGGUCGCCAUCCAGGCCAGCCGUAUUUCCACAUUCCUGCACUUCUGGAGCAUGCCUGGAGUUUUGCCAUACAAGAUGAGGCAGAAUUGGCCCAACCCAUGCACCACAUUCUUCUCAUCAGAGGUGAAUUCCAAGUCAGCCCGAGUCCUGUUCCUCCUGGUUGUCCCAGGGCACCUUGUGUUCCUCUACACCAUCCAUCUGCUGCAAGGAGGCCACACAUCUCUGUCCUUCACCUUUGUGAUGUUCUAUCUGACUGCUGCUCUACUGCAGGUGGGAAUCCUGCUCUACGUGGCUGACUUAAUUGUGCGCCUGAUGUGGAGGAAAGCACUGGAUCCAGAUAAUUUCUCCAUCCCCUACCUCACUGCCCUGGGGGAUCUCCUGGGCACCGGUUUCCUGGCCAUCUGUUUCCACCUGGUUUGGCUUGUCCACGGUGCAGACAUGAACCUGGGGAACUGA